AUGGAUAUAUACAAAUAUUUAAGCUUACUUUUCUUCACUCUUUGUCCACAAGUUUUUUCCCAAGUUGGACCUCGGGCCCAUGCCGAAGAGAGGCUGCUCCAGGAUCUGUUCCUGAAUUAUAAUAAGCUCUCCCGGCCUGUGGAAAACACGACAGACACAGUGCUCGUUCACUUUGGACUGUCUAUCGCCCAGCUUAUUGAUGUGGAUGAGAAGAACCAGAUGAUGACCACAAACGUCUGGGUCAAGCAAGAAUGGAAUGACUACAAACUCCGCUGGAACCCAGAGGAAUAUGAAAAUGUCACCUCCAUCCGUAUUCCCUCAGAGAUCAUCUGGAGGCCCGACAUUGUCCUUUACAACAAUGCUGAUGGCGACUUCGCAGUAACUCAUCUCACGAAGGCACAUCUGUUCUAUGACGGUCGGAUAAAGUGGAUGCCACCGGCCAUUUACAAAUCUUCAUGCAGCAUCGAUGUCACCUUUUUCCCUUUUGACCAACAAAGCUGCAAGAUGAAGUUUGGCUCGUGGACCUACGACCGCGCCAAGAUCGAUCUGAUCAGCAUGGCCAGCGAUGUGGACCAGAUGGACUACUGGGAGAGUGGCGAGUGGGUCAUUGUCAAUGCAGUGGGCAAGUACAAUACCAAGAAGUAUGAGUGCUGCACAGAGAUCUACGCAGACAUCACUUACUACUUCAUCAUCCGGAGGCUUCCAUUGUUCUACACCAUCAACCUUAUCAUCCCCUGUCUUCUCAUCUCCUGUUUGACUGUGCUGGUGUUUUAUUUGCCAUCUCAAUGCGGAGAGAAGAUCACCUUGUGUAUCUCGGUGUUGCUGUCCCUGACAGUAUUCCUCCUGUUGAUCACAGAGAUUAUACCGUCCACAUCGCUGGUGAUUCCACUGAUUGGUGAAUACCUGCUCUUCACUAUGGUCUUUGUCACACUCUCCAUCAUAAUUACUGUCUUCGUGUUAAACGUACAUCACAGAUCACCCCAAACCCACGGCAUGCCUCACUGGGUGCGGAGAGUAUUCUUGGACAUGGUGCCCCGAGUCCUCUUCAUGAAACGUCCGCCGGGCACAGCCAAGCAGCACUGCAAGAAGCUUAUCGAGAUGAUGCACCGUCCCACCACCAUAUCUGCAACAGGCAACUCGCAGACCUUUUGGACAGGGUUAGAGAUGGGGUUUAGACAGAUGGGCCAGGUCGAGAAUACACUUCCAAAGACUCCAUCCGACAGUCCAAGCAUCCUAGUCUGCUCACCCUCUCCGCCCUCUUCUCCUCUUAAGGACUGCAGUGAGGAAGAUCACUCUUUGAAGGCCAACAUUUUCUGCCGGUCCUCAUCUGGUCAAUAUUCAGUCCUCUCAGAGAAACAACCGCUACGUGGACACAAUUCCGCUGCCUCCUCUUCUUCCCAAUUAUCCUUACCCCUAACUUUGCCACUGGGACCAAUUCGUAGUCUGUCCAGGGAAGAACCCAAGACUCUGGCCCCAAAUGGCCGCUCCCUGAGUGCAGAGCAAAUGUUUGACCAGCAGAAGGAGCUUCCUCAGAGAGCUGGGCAUCUGUGUCGUUCCCGCAGCUUCCAGUACUGCUGUCUGCAUGACGAAGGGCCUGGGGUCAUUGGGAUCACAGGGCUGGUAAAGAAACAAGCCCCCGCAGACCACCAAGCAGAGACCCUUGCAGCCGAGUCCACCAAAGACGCAAGUACCCAACAGGACACUAUUGUUCCAACUAUUUCUCCAGCCAUGCGACGAGCCAUAGAGGGGGUUCAGUACAUCGCUGAUCAUCUUAGGGCAGAGGAUGCAGAUUUUUCAGUAAAGGAGGACUGGAAGUAUGUGGCCAUGGUCAUUGACAGGAUAUUCCUCUGGAUGUUUGUACUGGUGUGUAUACUGGGAUCUGUGGGACUCUUUUUGCCUCCUUGGCUGGCUGGAAUGAUCUAG
Molecule: messenger RNA, 1923 nt
Organism: Chelmon rostratus (copperband butterflyfish)
Lineage: Eukaryota; Metazoa; Chordata; Actinopteri; Chaetodontiformes; Chaetodontidae
Gene: chrna4b
Product: cholinergic receptor, nicotinic, alpha 4b
Exons: 6
Coding region: 1-1923 (640 amino acids)
Biological process (GO): chemical synaptic transmission; regulation of membrane potential; monoatomic ion transmembrane transport
Cellular component (GO): synapse; neuron projection; postsynaptic membrane
Molecular function (GO): transmembrane signaling receptor activity; acetylcholine-gated monoatomic cation-selective channel activity
Source: RefSeq, a predicted model, not a curated record